Molecule: messenger RNA, 11068 nt
Organism: Paramuricea clavata
Lineage: Eukaryota; Metazoa; Cnidaria; Anthozoa; Malacalcyonacea; Plexauridae
Source: the annotation of a GenBank genome assembly
GUUUAUUCAUAAAUCUGGUCCUUCACCACCACGUGCGUAUUGUAUUUGUUGCCCAAAUAACCAAUAGCAAUGUUUUAGGAAAGUUACCUAUCCGUGACUCGAACAAUAGGGUAAAUUAGAAAUUGCUAUUUGUGGAUUUAGCAAAAAUACAAUACACACGUGACGGUGAAGGACCGUAUUUAUGAAUAAACGUUGACUAACAUAGAUAAUGAGUUGUAUUGUUAUUCUAACGAGUUUACAAACCAUCUAUUCUAUUAACUAUGGUAUUACUAUGUUCUGAAUUUUACAGAAGUAUGAAGGAGGAAACUAUUUUCACCUACAUUGGGGCUCUUCUUCCUUUAUACACCCCUGACAAAACAGCAAGUAACUAUGCCAAUUGUUUCCAUCAAUUGGUGUAUUAAUUUAUUUCAGGCACGUCUGAACGAAAAGGGGGAGAGACGCUUGUUAAAGGGCACUAUCAUCGAUAUAUAUUUGCGGACUAUAAAGCACAAAAGUAAGAUUUUUUUGCACAAUUUAAUCCUAUAUAAAAGUAUUUUACUGAUUAGGAAAAACUCCCCAAACUCGAAAAGUACAGUAUUUAUAUAUGCCUUUUACAACAAUUAGCAAAAGAAUGUCUUGGCCAUACACUGUUUGAUACUGCAAUCGUGUGUCAAACUACAACGACUAUUUCUAAAUAUUCUUGUCCACUCUCUGCAGCAAAUUUGUACAUCAUGUAUUUGUAAUAUAGUGGUAAUGGUUUGGUGAGGGAAACAUGAUAUGAUAAUAAUACAAGUGCUUUUAGUUAAUAAAGUAUUCUAAUUAAGUUUAUAUGAGAUGGUGACUAAAUCAUUGUUAUAGUUUACUAAUUAACAAUAAAGAUGCCUAUUGCAGAUAAAGUUUUCAUGCAAAGGAAUUGCAUUGAAGAACACUUAAUAGAGCUUAAUAAUGGAAACGAUGUUUAUCUCUGGGAGGUAUGUAGAAAACUUUACGAUUGGUGCUGUAAAGCAAUUAAAUAAAAAUAAUUUAAAUUCCUGUGAAUCCUCUAUUGAGCAUCUGGGGGGUGCCAAUAUAUUUGAGGCAUGUUUUAAGGGUUCUUUAGGUAGAGGUGGGACGUAGUAGGGGGUGCAGGGAUUUUGGUGUAAACUUGCUGUCAUAAACUCAUGCUAUCAUGUAUAUAAUGCAAGGAACUGGGGUGCAGAGUAAAAACAUUCAGGUAUUUGAAGUUGGAGAUCACAGGAACGAAAGACAAGUAAAUUGGUGUGAUUGCAUGGUCACAACUAAAGUAAGGAAAGUCGAUAAAUUAAUUAGUCGGGAUGUUCUUCACUGUAAACGGGUGGUCGAUUGCAAGAGUGACAAAAAAAUUGGGCGAGCGCGUGAUCAGUCAUGGUUGUCAUAUAUUUUACUAAUGAUGAGCGAAAAUUUAGUCGAUUUGAAAUAUUAAAGUUUUUGUUUUCUAGAUCGCACCAAGUAGUAUUAUAUGAUACCAUCAUAAACAGUAUUGCUAGUCUUUGCAAGUUUGGUUCAUAUUAAUUUAAUUUCGAAUGAGUGAAUGUCCGGAUGCUAUGGCUAGGAACUUGAUUCAUGAAAACAUUUAAGAAUGCAAACACAGUAAUAUUCAGUUGUGUAUCAUGAGUCAUGAUCAGUGUAAAUUCGGACAGAGUCACAGGAGUUCCUAAUCCAAUAGACCUUUCCCCUUUUGAGUGAAAUUUUGAUCUAGACGAGUCUGAACAAAAAUUAGAAUCAGUUUGAUCAUCUGAUUAUCAAUUUCCCGUUUGUAAUGCAAAAUGACUGAAAAACGGCAAACUUCGCAGGGCUAUAUUAUCCGCAUUUUACAACAUUUCGCAACGAAACUUCGGAAUAUUACUAAUUUUGUGAUGCUCUUUCAAGCUGUGAUGAAAUUUUUGUCCAGGCAUAUCUAGAUCAAAAUUUCACUCAUAAGGGGAAAGGCAUAGAUAUAGGAGAUCUAGAUUGCUAACGCGUACCUAGCGCAGGUGGGGCCUACAUGAUAAAUCCAAUAUGGCGGGACAACAGGGCAAAAAGACUAUAGAUUCUAUUACGAAAAUCAGGAUUUUUGCAUUUUUUGCCGUCGCAUUGUUUCGAAACUUAUUCGGUCAAAUUUUAUGGUAAAGAGAAACUUACCGCGGAGAUUUUGAGCAUAUAUAUGAUUGAACUGGAUGAAAAAUCGCAAAAUUAUCCAGCGAUAAAAGUUCGUGUGAAAUGGUCAGUUGGUCAGUUGGAGCGUUUUAUUGCCAGAAAUACUGUGCUAUGUUAACAUCUAGCCUUGUGAAUGGUGUUUUAUACUUGCAUCUCUCAUCAUCAUCUGCUCUGUCCUCAUAAUUAUGAAAAAUGAACUGUUAUGUACCCUCCUUGCUUGUUAGAGAAGUAAACUGAUGAGAGCACUGGAUGAGGGUCUAUCAUCUAUGGUCUGUUAUAAUUUGCUUUAUAUGCAAAUAGUGAGCAAAAAUUAAAGCAAAACUGUACAAGUUACAUAUAUAGUACUAUAUCAGUCCUGUACACGAACUUUUAUCGAUGGAUAAUUUUGCGAGUUUUUAUCCAAUUCAAUCAUAUAUAUGCUCAAAAUCUUCGCGGUAAGUUUCUCUUUACCAUAAAAUUUGACCGAAUAAGUUUCAAAACAAUCCAACAGCAAAAAAUGCAAAAAUCCUGAUUUUCGUAAUAGAAUUUAUAGUCUUUUUGCCCUGUUGUACCGCCAUCUUGGAUUUAUCAUGUAGGCCCCGCCUGCGCUAGGUAUGCGUUAGCAAUCUAGAUCUCCUAUAUCUAUGGGGAAAGGUCUAUUUACGACCGAGGGAAGGAACAUCGUGGGCGUGUCAUCUCUCUGGGCGAAUCAGCUUUCGCAAUCUUGUAUCACAUGACUAAUUCAAAUUGUCAUGGGCGGGAAGCAGCAUUACACGUCAUCCCUACGUCAAAAUAAAACGUUAUAAAACGCGUCGAGGAUACGUUUGUGCCAUAUAUGGAAGUUAUGGAUAGGUUUGUGCCAUAUAUGGAAGUGUCACUGCAUCCAGCUUAUGACAACGAUGUUCCUACCCUCUUAUUUUCUCCUAAAUUUUUCUCGCUUGCUUAUUAUUUUGCCAGGAGGGGCGGCAAUGCCGUGUAGUAUGUAGAUUGGGACGAGUAAACAUGGCGGCGGCAGACGAAGCAGAUGUGGAAUUUGUUUCGAAUAUUAAAGAACUAUUUAUGAAACAAAAUAAGAAGUUAUGAAUAUUCUGAUCUUUUAAACAUAAAUAUAAUACAUAAGUAAAUAUAAUACCAUUUCUAACUUUCUAUUUAACAACACUACACCUGUCCUAUUGCCCGUGAUACAUUGAACCACAGAAAAUCUAUUCCCCAGGGGGUUGCCACGAAAUUGCUUUUCUAAGCACUUUUUCGCACAACGGCCCACGGCCUAUUUAUCUUUAAUAUUUACACAUAAUAAAUUAAAAGAGCUCAUUGCAAAAUAAGAGCUCAGAAAAUAUAAAUUUUCAAGUUGUUGAUUUGGAGAUUUUGUGUUUGAUACACGCGGGCUCGUAUCCGUGCCGACGAUUAAACGUAUCCGUGCCGACGAUUAAUCUUUAAUCGGCACACCUGCAUGUGCUAUUAAUGUUUAAUCUGCACGGUUUUUAACCAACUAGAAUCGAGUAAAUUGACUAAAAUGAUAUUAAAAUCAAUUUUACAGGGCAAUUAGAGACACUAAAGACACCAAUGACCUAUAACCUGACAAAUGCCGGCAAUUGCUCGAAACAGCUGUGUUGAAAAAUUCGGACUCAAAUGAACCCAUCUAUACUAAAAUCAAUUUUAUUACUAACAUAUUUAUACACUAACACUUAUAUUUGUGUAUUACGUAAUAUUUCAAAUCCGGCUAUGAGGACUGUACUAUAGAUUUCAAGUACGCGCAGUUUGAUCAAGGUCGAAGCUCUCAUGAUAAAUCGAAACCUGCCUCCUCCGCAGGCCCUCGUUGUGUCAUGGGAAGGUCACGAUUUCGAGAGGGCCUGCGGAAUCUUGUAAAAUGAAUAAAUGUUGUUCUAAACCUGCUUCGUUAAAGAAGGCAUUUUUAUUCGUGCAACGUUUGUGUGGACAACAAACCUUAUCGUUAAAAACUGCUUCCUUCCACGUCCUUAGAGUCGCCAUUUCAAUUUACAAGUUUCAUGCCGCACUUUUAUAGCCUGCUUAUAUUCAAGAUUAUGUAUAAAUUCAUUUGCUGACGUGACGCAGGCCCUCGCCAGAUUAUUUGUGACCUUCCCAUGACGCAACGAGGGCCUGCGGAGGAGGCAGAAUCAAAACUUUAUUUACUACUAUUAUUUAUCUUUUUACUUAAAGUGAGGUAAUUUUGAUCCAGUCCAAGGACUCAAUGAAUUUUGAUCCAGUCUAAUUCUAUUAUUACAUUAACUAUAAGUGAAACAUAGCAAACAGUUUAAAACCUCCAUAGUGUAUAUUAGUAUUUUGUACCAUGCAUGCAGCUCUAGCCUCUUGUGGCAAGUUCAACAUUCUUGCCACUUUGCUUUCACCCAAAACCCAAGUAUUUAAGAUAUCAUAGUCAACACAACAAAGUGGGCAAAGUUUACACCCAUUAGUAUAUAACAUAUACGACAGCCAUGGCUAGCCGCGCUUGCCCCAUUUUUGUACUCCUGCCAAUAUGGAGAAAUCUACCUAGAAAUCUUUUAUUAUAUGUGAGUUCAUCCCUGAGCGAACGGCGCUCCGCGAAGGUACUAAUUUCGCCCGGCCAUUUACCCCUUGGGAAAGGAGAGCAUUAGCAACUUUAACGUUAGCAUUAGUAACUUUAUACUUCAUUAUUAUUAUGAAGUCUAAAGUUCAUCAAUGAUCGCGGGCGUGGGUACUGUGCGUGGGUGGUCAUCCUCACUGAUCUCAAAGUAUAGCGGACUGUCAUGAAUAGCGAACACUUAUUGGUGUCCAAUUUAAAAUUUGCAUUAUAACGACUGCAUGACGACAGCGAAAUAGCAAACAUUUCUUGAUUUGAUGCUUUUUUGCAAAUAUAUUUCAUUUUGGCAAGAUUUUGAAAAUUUCAAAAGCUUCUUGAGAAAAAUCGAAAGAAUUACUAUUAAGAAGUGAACAAAAGCGCUGAGGUAUGUUUGUUUUAAAUAAGGACGAGUGCUAUUUGAGGUGUUUGAAAAACUCACGAGCGCGUGUUUAUUCAAAUUUCACGAGAAACCAUGCUAUUACUUAUUAAUAAUGUACAUAAAAAUGUUUGAGACAAUUGUCGUUUUAACUUACGUUUAUAGCGAACCGUCCACUGGCAAAGUUUUCCUGACUUUGUUAUAUCACAUUAUACAACGCUAACAGCUUGAAAAUUCCUCUCAACUAUUUUUAAAUAGUUUUAAAAGUUUUGUUAGUCUUGUUUAAGGUAAAGGCUUUUCCUUUUAAAGAAAAAAGAUAAAAGCCAUAUUUUCCAUACCGAAGUCAACGUUUACUCCAUGUAGCGGCGCCAUGUUUGUUUUGUUUUGAAGCAAUCUGUGAUCGUUUAAUACUUUUUUAAACUAAACUGCUAUAAACUGAUUGGUUGAUUUUAUCAUGACAUUGUUUUUCCACCAAUCAGUUCAGUUUGUUACAGAUUUUUGCACCGCUGUGAUUACGAAAAUUGCACUGUGAUUACAAAAAAUUGCACUUUGAUUACAGAAAAUUGCAAUGCUGUUUAGGAUCUGCACUGGAAUCAACCAAUCACAGUCGAGUAAUAUUUUUAUGUAUAUUAUUAUACAUAUAACAACAUACCUAACAUAUAUAUGUUUGGGAAAUUGAUAAUUUUGUAAUUAAAAGUGAUAUCGUGUUACCAUGACAACUAUUUUAAAUACUUCAUGUUCGGAAAAUAUAAUGGUUUUAUAUUUAAAGCCGAUCGAGGGUUCUGCAUGCAUGUAUUUUCUAGUAAACUGACGUUCAUUCGAAUGCUUACUGACCUUUUUUAUUUUCUAUAGGCUUACAUAAACUGGACCAAUAUAGUAUAGUACUGCAUGAUGAGUUGUCCAAAAGUUGUGCUUUGAGUAAUCAAAAGCAGUUUCAACUGCUAUCAACAACUCUGUUUAUAUAGUGUAUUUGUUUCUGCUCAAUUUGAGUAUUUCAAGGAUCCAGUCCAGUAGUCCUAGCUUGGGAAGAUGAUGUUAAUAAUUACUUAAGUUUGUAUUCACUUUAUAGUAUAUUUUAUAGGUUAAUUGCCUUGGAUUCAAAAGAUUUGUUCAAUAGCUAUAUCAAUUAUAACAACUUGAACAAAAAUCUUGAUUUCGAAAAGACGUAAUUUCGGUAGGGUUUUAAAAGAAAAUUUCUACGUUGUGUCGUUUUAUUGAUGCUCGCCCAGGGGCUACACUGAUACAGUGACAUCUAUGGGAGAUGACAAAUGUCGUUAUUGUUAUUAGUGUAAAUGUGGUAACUUAAACUCUAUAAUAAUUGUUAUUGGUAAUGGUGGAAUAGUGCGAAGUAGAGUAAGAAUCGGACAUGGUGAGAACCAUGAGCUCUUUGUAUAAGAUGUGGAUUCACAGGACGGUUAUUUUAAAGGAGUUCGGGCGAUCCGUGUUAAACAGUAUUGAUUAAAAUAUAUUUUUAUUUUAUAAAUAAUAAAUUGCAUUAACAACUUUUUUUUUGCUGAAUGUAAUGAAAUAAGAAUUUUAUUUGUUGGCUAGCUCCAACCUCGUACCCCGGGUCUUUCCUCUUGGCGAGGGGAGAAAAGACCCUGAUAGACGCUGGUCACGUGAUCUGCUAAAAUCUAGCAGAUUUGUAAUCGGCAAUCCAAGAUGAGGUCAAUAAAUAUUUGAUAUUUGGAUAAUUUUUAUAGUUUAAUUUAUAAUUUGCUUUUUGUAUGAUUGUCGCAAAAGAAUCCAAGAUAGUUAAUUAGAAAUCUGAUAGAUUUUAGCAGAUCACGUGACCAGGGUCUUUUCUCCACAAGAGGAAGAAAGACCCUGAUUUUCCACAAGAGGAAAGACCCUGGGUACGAGGUUGGGCUACCUCUCUCCCUAUAUCGUAAUCUUAGUUCAGUUUUCAAUACAAAAAAUUGAAUAAAUAAAGAAAAGUGUUUUCUGAAGAUGACUGCAUGCAGUAAUUCAAAUUUAAUUAUCCUAUUGCUUCUAUUUUAAUGGUGUGUACUUUUAUCGUAAUAUAUAACAUAUAGGAAUAUGUUUUUCUCAUGCUCCAGGCGACGGUAGCGGAAAUCAUACAUGUGCUGGGAAAGAAACGAAACGCUAUCAAGGCACCAUGCUGGGAAGAAACUGUGGCAUGCAGCAUUUAAAAGUCAAAAUCAUAACAACAAGAAAGGUACUAUAAAUAAACCGUAUUCGCGGAUAUAUUUACAUUAGAAACAAUUGGAUCAUAACACUGUAAUUGGGACUUGUCGAGAAAGAAUUAAUCACCUCCAAUUCAUUUCGAAAAUAUAAUUAUUUUAGUAUAAAUAAAGGAUGAAAAGGGUGAGAAAACGGAAAUUUGCCGCAGUGUUCUGAUACGGGCUUUAAUAGCCGCAUAUUCAAAUGUAAAUUGCGGUGACAAAGCCAAAAGCUGUUUAUCCCUCUACCCAAAAGCACUAAAAGUCCCCACAAAAAAAACAUUUAAUGCAAACACCAUGCAAGUAAGAAUUUUGACUAAAUAUUGUGUUUCUAUUGAGAAAACAAGGAAUUUAAUUAUACCAAUUUUGCGUGUGAAUGUAGGUUGCAUAGAAAUGGCAGCGGACAUGUGACUUCUUUGCAAAUCUGGCUCUAAAAAACAAAUGCUGUUUUAAUUUAAAAAUAAACCUUUUAUAAGAAAUAUGUGUGUGAAAAUAUAACUUUUGUUCUCAAGCGAAUUUGGUAACCUAAUAUUUAGAUACUAAAUUUAGUUCUAAAAGGAUAAAAUAAAGUCUAAUAUAAAAAUAAACUUGGUUGUUUGUCAAACUAGAGUAAACACCGGUAAAGUCAAGUAGUGCAACAGUUAAUUAGCUGCAACCGUUUUUUUUUUGUUUUUUGUGCCAAGGGAUAGGGGAAAUUCAAGUCAAUUCGCUAAAAAGUUCUCUUCACAAUUGCAUCUCUCAUCAGAUCAAGCAAGCCAAAAUCCCACGCGCUGGAAUCUUAAACCCAUACACAUACUUCCGCUCAUACUCGAUCCUACAAGCGUGCCCUUGGCAUCUGACCCGCAUCACAAUAAGGCGAGAUCUCGCCUUGGUAUGAAACCCGUGUACCGAGAUCUCGCCUGUCAAAUACCGAGAUCUCGCUUGUUGACAGGCGAGAUCUCGGUGCCCGGGAUAAUGUUUUUCCCAUGCGAACACAACUUACCCGCUUGGCGGGAUAACUUCCUGUCGUGUCAGCAAUUUUUUAAUUCAAUUGAUGUUCAGUGCCACGUCACAGCCGGAAACGUUACCGGGUAAGCGGGGCAACGUUUCUCCAUAUGAGCAGAACAAAAAUAUUUGGCUAGCCGAAAUGUUUUCUCGUUAACCGGGGAUAACUUUUGCCCAUAUGAACAGGCCCUAAAAAUUCAAAAUGCCAUGACCAUGUUACAUUCCAUUUUCUCUGACGAGUUUUUUCAACCAUGCAGCCGGCCAAUUACGUGCAGAGUUCGUGCAUGAUAGCCCUUUUCCCUACUUUGCGAGGUAACUUGCUAAAUUGCGCUUGUAUGGACGGGGUAGUCCGGUUAACCCUUUUAAAGCAAGAUCGUUUAACCUUACUUAGAUUGAAAAUUUUCUGCAGAUAAAUAAUCGUUGCUAGAUUUUAAUCGAUUGUCUAUAUGCUGCAUUAUAUUCCUUACUUACGCGAUAAUUGUUUGUUGCUUGUAAUUACAUUCAGCAUUCGCUUGUAGGCUACAUCCGCUAAAUUAAGCAGGCUAACCUAACCCAAAUAGGCCGGUUCAUGUAAUCAGCCUCUAAAAAUGCUCGGAAAGCUGUGAAGCUACAGAUAUAGAUCUCAGAAUUAACAAAAGGAAACUUGGAUUCAUAAGUACCAAAGUGAAAUCUAAGUUGCGCCAAACAACGGCGCGAACAACUUCAGAAAGCAUGAUAAAGAACGCUAGUGGUUGUGGAUAUAUAAUAGCGCUAUCCGGGCUUCGUACACGCAAAACCACUUUAAAAUGAAAUAUAUAUAAUGAAUUUAACUGAUGCAGGGCUCUAUUUUUCUAGAGCACACUUAGGACCAUUGCAAAACAAAAAGAGGACCAAGACGGCAACGAUGUCUUUAACCUUGAUGAAAUGUAUGUAUAAUACACUUACAGCACUGUAAUAUGCCAAUGCAUGUGAUCAUAUCUAGCAGCAAAAACACGGCCACGGGUGUCGCAUACUAAAAUUAGUAAAAUUACAAAGUUUGUUUGCUAAAUGUUGUAAAAUGAGGAAAAUAUAGCCUUGCAAAGUUCGCAAAUUUUGUAUACUUUUGUAUUGCUUGCGGAAAUUCCUACCACAUUCCUACCACAUUUAGGCCGAAAAUGUCGCACGCAAUACAAAAGUAUACAAAAUUUGCAAACUUUGCAAGGCCAUAUUUUCCACAUUUUACAACAUUUCGCAACCAAUCUAAUUGCCUAGUUUUAAAAUUAGUCUAUAAUGGGAAUUGUCUAUUGUUCUCUCGAUCUGGUCAACCUGUUGAAGUCGUAUUAGACGGUGGUUCCCAGUUUACUUGCAAGGCCUGUGCAACGCUUGUUGAAAGUUGGAAUUUUAUACACACUGUAUCUUCUCCUACUCACGCUCAGUCCAAUGGCAAAGCCGAAGCCGCGGUAAAGAAUGUCAAGAAGCUCCUCAAAAAGUGUGGCUCUAUGAAUGACCAAUUUUGGAAAGGUCUGCUGGCAAUUCGAAAUACUCCUCUCUUAUGUGGUAAGAGUCCUGCAGAAUUGCUGUUUGGCAGAACACUCCACGAUUCCCUCCCUCGUUAUCAAGGGAGAAAGAGAAAGAUUACCCCGUUACCUCCUCUCCAGACUGGUACCCGUGUAGCUAUUCGUUCCCGCGUCGAUUUCGAUUGGUCACUACUUGGAACCAUUGCUGAAAUUAAACCGAAUCGCACCUACAUAGUAUUAACCGACCAAGGAUCGACACUCACCCGUAAUCGAAGAUAUCUAAGACCUGCAUCUUCCCCUGCUGGUAACAAUACGUCUGAAGCGAAUGACGAACAGAAUCCAAACCCAACAACUAAUCCAUUGGGAGGAAGGCAUGUGGGACUACGCGAUCCAUAUAAUUUAAGAAAGAGAUGUCCUAAAAACUGAACUUGUGAAAGGACUAUUAUAUUACUUAAUGUUGACGUUGUGUUCUUACUGUUAACUAACUAAUUGAUAUAGCGAAGAAUAUUAACUUUUGAUAACUUUAUAUAUGAAAGGAAAGGAGAUGUGGUAUUAUUGCUUUUACAUUAUGUUACAUGAAGUACUCAUACUUCUAUAAUAUAUUAGGAACAUUGUAAAUAAUUAGAUAUAAAUUAUAAUAAAUUAUUCUAAAAUACAACAGUGUUGAUUUCCGGAGGGGGGCAUGGUGUUCAUGGUCUCAGGGAGGUGUUGGUGUUGAUUUCCGAGGGCGCAUGGUGUUGAUGGUCUCAGUGUCCUCAGGGGGGUGUUGGUGUUGGUGUUGAGUUCCGGACGGGGGGGGGCAUGGUGUUGAUAGUCUCAGUGUUCUCAGGGGAGGUGUUGGUUUCAGGGGGGAGAGUGGCAUUUUCAAUGUGUAAUGAUUAAACAAACGCUUGUUGCUCAUGCAAAAACAAGUUUAUCUUUCUGAUGCAAUUGUAAACUGCUCUGAUAAUGGCAUCGACUUCUUCUUGGAUUAGGUUAACUUGCUCUUGUGUUUCAAUCGAGCCAAGUUUUGCCAUGUUAUCACAUAUUAUGUUCAAAAUUGACUGUAGAUCACUCUUAUAAAGUAAAAGUUGUAAAGCUCUUACAUUCACAUUAUCCAGUUUAAAACUCUCAUCAACGACUGUGAUUAGUUCACGAAUUCUACAAAUGUCAUUCUUUAGGGCAACUUUGACAGGCUUUUGUGUCUAGCCUUUUGUUCGAUUGUUGUCUUUACACUAACAAAUACACUCCUAGCUUCUUGAUAGCAGCUUUUUACAUUGUCUCUGUAAGUCCUAAUGUCUUCACCAUUAACUACACGGUGUUCAGCGUAUUUUUCGUCAGAUACAAUGAGUUCGUAUUCCUCAUUUAUAACAAAAUCAUCAAAUACCUUUUCAAGUUCGAA